AUGGCGAGUUCCAGUAAUUCGAGGAAGAGAAAUCUUACAGGAAAAUUACUUGAACAAUCACUUGAACAGUGGUUAGAAGAAGAUAAUGAGCACGAGUUUAGUGAUGUAGACGACGAAGUAUUUGGUCAAAAUUUUACAAUUGAAGAAGAAGAACUUGUUGAGAGUGAGAUUUCAGAAGUCGAAGAAAUAGAAAUUGAAACAUCGAGUGAAGGGACAAAUCGUUCUACUAAUACACCUGACUCGAACCGCAAUUGUUAUCGAGAUGUAACUCGACUGCUGAAGGAUAUAGUUCUGUUGCAACAGGAGGUUAAGAUCAUCAAGGAUAAUUAUGUAACCAAGACGCACCUAGAAGAGCUAAAGAAAGAUAAAUCUUUCUUAAAAACAUCCACAUCACCAGCUCAUCAUCAUAAGGUAGGUAGAAGGUGCAGUGCAUUCUUGUUGGAUGUGGGUACUACGUUCGGCGACAGUGGGCCGAUGGGCUUGUCGCACGAGUUAUCAACAGCUGAUGUACCGUUACAAACAACUGACGUACAGACAGAGACGGAAAAGAUAGCUAUCGCACAAGUAGCUAGUCGUGCUCGUGAUAGUGUCGAUGCACUCGCACCUGUGUCAGAUAUGCAUAAGGCUGACCUCUUUACAUCUGGAGGCGUGACUGCUUAUAACGGUGCGGAUGGGCGGCAAUCAUUCAGCGCAGGAGGCGCUAAAACAACUCAAUUCCAAUGCAGAACUCACCGAGUAAAAGCAGGAUGA
Messenger RNA from Parnassius apollo (apollo), 750 nucleotides. The record is from the annotation of a GenBank genome assembly. Lineage: Eukaryota; Metazoa; Arthropoda; Insecta; Lepidoptera; Papilionidae.